Cygnus atratus (black swan) is the source of this 1106-nucleotide messenger RNA. Its product is annotated as olfactory receptor 5F1-like. Lineage: Eukaryota; Metazoa; Chordata; Aves; Anseriformes; Anatidae. The record is from RefSeq and is a predicted model, not a curated record. The transcript is spliced from 2 exons. Gene Ontology annotation, cellular component: membrane. Gene Ontology annotation, molecular function: G protein-coupled receptor activity; olfactory receptor activity. Gene Ontology annotation, biological process: G protein-coupled receptor signaling pathway. The coding region runs from base 150 to 1106 and encodes 318 amino acids.
AGCCCAGCUGUUUUUUCUGCACUUUGUUGGGGCAACAGAGAUGUUCCUCCUGACAGUGAUGGCAUAUGACCGCUACACUGCCAUCUGCAAGCCCCUGCACUACACAGCCAUCAUGAGCCGGCAGGUACACCUCUGCAAUCAUUUCUACAAUGGAAGAUAAAAUGCACAAGGUCAACACAUCAACAGUAUCUGAAUUUAUUCUCAUAGGCCUUUCUGAUGCUCCAGAGGUGCGUUUUUUUCUCUUUGUGCUGUUUUUGAUCAUCUAUUUGGUCACCAUGGCAGGCAACAUCACAGUCUUUGUUGCCAUUAGCACAGAUACUCGUCUGCACAACCCCAUGUACUUCUUCCUUGGCAACUUAUCCCUACUGGAUAUCUUAUGCCCCACUAUUACUGUGCCAAAGAUGCUGGAGGUCUUGUUGUCUGAGGACAAUGUGAUUUCAUUCAGUGGCUGCAUACUCCAGCUGUUCUUCCUCAUUGAUGUUGUAGGCACAGAGAUUUUUCUCUUGGCUGUGAUGGCAUAUGACCGUUAUGUUGCCAUAUGUCAACCUCUGCAGUACGUUAAUAUUGUGAGUAUGAAACUAUGUGCUCGCCUAGCCAUUGGCACCUGGGUAGUAGGAUUUUUUAAUUCUCUAUUGCACACAUCUUUGAUUUUUACACUCUUUUUUUGUGAUUCUAAUGAAGUUGACCAAUAUUACUGUGAUAUUCCACCUGUGCUGGCCCUCUCCUGCUUACCUACUUACAGUAGGGAACUGGUGAUUCUUACAGUAGCUGGGGUCCUUGGAAGUAGUGCCUUUGUGGUCACUCUGGUCUCAUAUGUCUAUAUCCUUCUGGCUAUCCUGUGCAUGAACUCUGCUGAGAGCAGGCACAAAGCUUUCUCCACUUGCAGCUCUCACUUGACAGUGGUAUGCCUUUUCUAUGGGACUACUAUUUGCACGUAUGUACGGCCUUCUUCUGCCUACUCACCUGAUCAGGAUAGGAUAGUUUCCAUGCUCUAUGGGAUCCUCACUCCGCUGCUAAACCCCAUAAUCUACAGUCUGAGGAACAAAGAAGUCAAAUGUGCCCUUGGAAGAGUAAUCAGCCAGGUGAGAACUACUUUAACAAAAUGA